This is a messenger RNA of Amoebophrya sp. A120, 276 nucleotides long. The record is from the annotation of a GenBank genome assembly. NCBI's taxonomy places the organism in Eukaryota, Dinophyceae, Syndiniales, Amoebophryaceae.
CGAGAACAAACUGUCCCUGAUGAAACGAACGGAACAGCUCGGUACUCGGAGCGGGGAACAGCUGGUGUCCGGGUACUUGUUGCGGGGAUUUGUCUUCCACGACAUUGACCCUGAUAUGGCGGAGGAUCAUGUUGAAGCAGGACCAUCACCACCCCCGCCCAAGGUGUUCACUGAUGAUGAAAUUAGCUCGGGUGAUUCCUAUGCAGCGGAGGAGGCCGGGAAGCUGCAGAUGAAAAGAAGUGAAGAUCGCGCAUACGACCCAGCAGUAGAAGAGCC